AUGACACAUUGGUUAUGGAGUCUAUUCAUUCGGGCGCACAAAAAAGACCUCGAGUUCAGUGACCUCUACCGGUGCCCAAAAUCAGAUGAGACACAUCGAGUCCGACAGAAGCUCGAAAUCAAAUGGGAUAAACAACUAAAAAAUAAAGGAAAGCCAUCGCUAUUUUGGGCACUAUUCGCAUCGUUUGGACCCGAACUUAUUGUCUUUUAUAUUCCCGAUGCUAUCAAAGAAUUGGGCGUAAAAUUGUUUCAGCCGUAUUGUAUUGUUUAUUUGAUCAGAUAUUUCAAUAAUGACCCCAACACUAGCCAGUGGUUGGCGCAGUGGGCGGCCGGUGGUAUUGUGUUGGCCGCCAUUGCAAACAUGUUUAUCUUAUAUUUAAACAUGACCAUGUACAGUAAAGUGGGAUUUAGAAUCCGUGCCGCGUGUUGUGCCCUAAUAUACCGUAAGUCAAUGCGUUUAAGUUAUUUAUCACUCGGAAAGACAACUGUUGGUCAGAUAUUAAACAUUAUGUCCAACGAUGUCAACAGAUUUGAUGAGUUUGCAUUGUAUUCGCGAGCAUUAAUUAUGGCGCCACUGCAGGCGGCGAUUGUGUUAUACCUAUUGUGGUCACACUUGCGGUGGACGUGUUUGGCGGGAAUGGGAAUACUUGUGCUGUUUAUACCAUUUCAAGUACUAAUGGGUCGUAUGUUUGGGAGUAUACGUCAAAAGACGGCUGAAUUAACGGACAGUCGAAUCCGUUUAAUGCAUGAGAUUAUCGCCGGAAUGCGUGUCAUAAAGAUGUACGCCUGGGAACAGCCCUUCGCACUAUUGGUCGCAACCGCUCGCAAGUAAUGAUACAAAUGAUAGUAUAUUAAUAAAAUCAUAUUAUUACGCCAACCAUACAAUGAGUAAUAUAACUUUAUGCUUAUAAAAGUUGUCAACGACUUGCAAAAAAAUAU
Medioppia subpectinata is the source of this 938-nucleotide messenger RNA. NCBI's taxonomy places the organism in Eukaryota, Metazoa, Arthropoda, Arachnida, Sarcoptiformes, Oppiidae. The record is from the annotation of a GenBank genome assembly.